GAGAAUGUAUAUCUAAUGAUUUACUUCUUCUACGGCUUAAUAGUCUUACCGUCACGACUAUCAGGGAUCUUUGCUAUUUCUUCUUCUCAGCUUCCCCGCCUUGAACCUGCAACUUUACUGGAUGGCGAGAUCUUGACAUGGGCGGGUAAAUAUCGAGCAUUGGUUGAUUGUCCAGGGCAAGGAGUGGAUGGACAUGUGUAUUCAGUAAUUUCUAAGGACCAAGAAAAUGCGUUGAGAAUGUAUGAAGGGGAUACCCAUGGAAUCGUACACGCGAGUGUAAUGUUAAAGGAGAGAGAUGGAAGUGAGGAAAUUCCGGUUUUGUGGGUUCGAAGAUGA
Messenger RNA from Bipolaris maydis ATCC 48331, 336 nucleotides. The record is from RefSeq and is a predicted model, not a curated record. Lineage: Eukaryota; Fungi; Ascomycota; Dothideomycetes; Pleosporales; Pleosporaceae.